AUGGAUUCUCCUUUCAGUGAUAUAUGGUUCGAACAUGCGUCUCGACGAAAAGAAUUGCUCAUGCUCCACCAACUUCGAAAGCAAAAUGGUGACGUUGAUGACAUAUUCUUUCCAUACGGACUAGUUUUGGCAGAUCUACCACCUUGGGAGGUGCAGCCAGUGUUACUUGAUCGACAUACUGUAGGCUCAGACGUGGAGCGAACAGUUAUAUACGUAUCUGCUGCUCUUGACUAUAUCAAUAGGAAGACCCGUAAAUUGCAAACCGAUGCAUGGCUCUUUUAUGUCGAUAGAGAUUUGAAGCCAGUAUCCUGGAGUCAUAAAGCAUUUGUUCCUUACCAAUACAAUCAGCAAGUUGCAGAGCACAGAAUUGGCAAAAUCCUUAUGGUUGCCAAAACAGAGCAAGCGAAGGUAGACAAAGACAGUAUACCUUGGAAAUAUACAUGUCCGGACGGCACGAAACUAUCUGGCCAACUAAGAUGGUUUCCGCCUAGCUACGAGCAACAUAUUAAUCCUUUUUUGAAAUACAAUUUCCUCAUUGUUCAAAGUUAUUCUGACGAUUCAUAUUCACAUAUCAGAGGACAAGGCAUAAAAAAAUACAUUUACGCUGUGGCCAAUGCACCGGUUGGUUCGCCUGUAGCUCAAGUUGCAAAUCCACCGCAGUUCUUUCAUUCUCUGCCAGAGACGCAAUAUGAAUCUCUUUUCAAGAAGCGAGUCGUAACUUUGGCGCCAAAAAGAGUCUUGAGUGGGAACUUGCCUGCUCAACAAAUUGAAAAACGUCUCUGCUUUGGCCUUCCCUCCCCAGAUAAUGUGAACGAGUAUCACCCGCGCGAUUUUGCUCAGGCCCCUCUGUCUCCGGAUACUGGAGGCGCUACACAGAUCAAGGGAGAGGUGAUCCCAGGUAAUGCCAUACCAUCAGCUUCAACUGAGGGCUUUUCUGUCGGUCCAGAAAUCACGAAAGAGUUGCCACUCAACUCCACACAAGUACCUACUCUUCAAGGCCCUAAAGACUAUAUAGAAAUCAAACAGAAGGAAUUCAAUCAUUGUUGUGACAAAGCGCCUUCGUCUGGGGAAAUUGGCGACGGUCUGAAAAUCAACGAGGAGGAUGCUCCUCCACAUUUCGCAAUUCAAGUGUCUUCGUCUGGGAGCUUUGGGAGGGGUUUGGAUUUGAUGAGGAAUUAG
Molecule: messenger RNA, 1179 nt
Organism: Botrytis fragariae
Lineage: Eukaryota; Fungi; Ascomycota; Leotiomycetes; Helotiales; Sclerotiniaceae
Exons: 1
Coding region: 1-1179 (392 amino acids)
Source: RefSeq, a predicted model, not a curated record